GUCGCAGAACAGAGUUUGUUUAAAAACAAAGGAUUGUGGAAACCAGACCAGCAUCCGAGAUUUGUAACUCCACAAAUACCUCUGAUUUGUAGACUCAUCAGUGAUCUAAUCUCUGAGAUGCCUUACUGGGAUAUCACACUGGAAAUCAAGCCCCCACCUAUUCCUGGAGUCAUCUUGAAAGAUGUGCUGUGCUGUCCUCCAAGCUGAAGCUUGGAGACCCCAGACCGUUAAAAUAGAGACAAACGGUUGGAGCAAGGGCACCAGCCCUAACCACAACUCUGAGACAAUGAGUGACUCAAUUGAGAAGAAUUUGGAUAAUGAUGCAGAGGGUGUGUGGAGUCCUGACAUCGAGCAAAGUUUCCAGGAAGCUUUAGCCAUUUACCCACCAUGUGGCAGGCGAAAAAUUAUCCUAUCGGAUGAAGGAAAAAUGUAUGGUCGCAAUGAAUUAAUCGCUAGGUAUAUCAAAUUGCGUACAGGAAAAACACGGACACGCAAACAGGUAUCGAGUCACAUUCAGGUGCUCGCUCGAAGAAAGUCACGUGAGAUUCACAGCAAGUUAAAGGAUCAGUCAGCAAAGGACAAGGCCCUUGCCAGUAUGGCAGCCAUGUCAUCAGCACAGAUCGUAUCAGCGACUGCAAUUCAAAACAAACUAGGCAUGUCACAUAUGUCUCGUCCUUUUCCCGUCACAUCUGGGACACCAGAGUUCUUUCAGUUUUGGUCAGGUGCUGUAACUUCGGGGGAAGCAAGCUCCUCACAAGAUGUGAAACCUUUCAUCCAACAACCGUUUGCUGUUCAACCAAGUGUAAACCAUGCUCCACUCUUGGGAUAUGACAAUACUUCAGUUGGUCUUUUGCCAGCCAGUUGCCAUGCUGCCUGGCAGGGCCGCUGCAUUGGAACUACAAAGAUCAGGCUUGUAGAAUUCUCGGCUUUCAUGGAACAACAAAGGGAUCAAGAUACUUACAAUAAACAUCUCUUUGUCCACAUUGGUCAGUCAAGUCCUUCCUAUAAUGAAGCUCUACUUGAAUCAGUUGACAUUCGCCAAAUCUAUGAUAAGUUUCCGGAGAAGAAAGGGGGAUUGAAGGAGCUGUUUGAGAAAGGAACACCAAACACCUUCUUCCUUGUAAAAUUCUGGGCUGAUCUUAGCAUUCAUAUUCAAGAUGAAGCAGGUAUGUUCUAUGGAGUCACCAGCCAGUAUGAAAGUGCUGAGAACAUGACCAUCACCUGUUCCUCUAAGGUCUGCUCUUUUGGAAAACAAGUUGUAGAAAAGGUCGAAACAGAAUAUGCCCGGUUUGAAAAUGGCCGCUUUCUGUACCGAAUACGUCGUUCUCCAAUGUGUGAAUAUCUGAUUAACUUUAUACACAAACUUAAGCAGCUCCCAGAGAAGUAUAUGAUGAAUAGUGUCCUGGAGAAUUUCACCAUUCUGCAGGUGGUAACCAACAGAGACACACAAGAACUCCUCUUGUGUGUUGCAUACGUCUUUGAAGUUUCGACUAGUGAACAUGGAGCUCAGCAUCACAUCUAUAAACUUGUGAAAGACUAGACCAAAGCCUUACAUUCAAAUUUGUACAUAAACAUCUGGGAGGAGAAUCUGGAUCGGUUUGAGGUGCUACCUUUUUCCCAUACACCGUUCUGAGAUUUCACCCACUGCAAAUCCAA
This is a messenger RNA of Rhincodon typus (whale shark), 1656 nucleotides long. Its product is annotated as transcriptional enhancer factor TEF-1-like. Gene Ontology annotation, molecular function: RNA polymerase II cis-regulatory region sequence-specific DNA binding; DNA-binding transcription factor activity, RNA polymerase II-specific. Gene Ontology annotation, cellular component: transcription regulator complex. Lineage: Eukaryota; Metazoa; Chordata; Chondrichthyes; Orectolobiformes; Rhincodontidae. The transcript is spliced from 13 exons. The coding region runs from base 182 to 1540 and encodes 452 amino acids. The record is from RefSeq and is a predicted model, not a curated record. Gene Ontology annotation, biological process: regulation of transcription by RNA polymerase II; hippo signaling; embryonic organ development.